Corythoichthys intestinalis (scribbled pipefish) is the source of this 6821-nucleotide messenger RNA. RefSeq names its product solute carrier family 19 member 2 (gene slc19a2). The record is from RefSeq and is a predicted model, not a curated record. Gene Ontology annotation, molecular function: vitamin transmembrane transporter activity. Gene Ontology annotation, biological process: vitamin transport; transmembrane transport. The coding region runs from base 178 to 1449 and encodes 423 amino acids. Lineage: Eukaryota; Metazoa; Chordata; Actinopteri; Syngnathiformes; Syngnathidae. Gene Ontology annotation, cellular component: plasma membrane. The transcript is spliced from 5 exons.
GGAGGUCACGUAAUUUGGUAACAACAUGUCUGUGUUUUACCCCACCUUGUGCCUCUGUGCGUAUGGCUUAUUUGCCAACAUGCGACCAUCGGAGCCUUUUCUUACCGCAUACUUGAUGGGACCAGACAAGAACCUGACCGAGGCGCAGCACUCCUCCGCGGACGUGUCCUCUUGACAAUGGCAGCAUACCUGGAUGACCCGUACGACAUUGGCGCGCGGAUUGUGAGUUGCUCUCUUCGGAGGGCACGGGUUUUUGGAGACCGCCAGAAUCCACUGGCGAACCCGGACGAUGUUUUCCAUGAAAGAUAUAGAUUUUCAGCUGAGGGAAUUCGUUGCCUGUGCCAGCUGAUCGAGGUGGACAUCACUAAAGUAACCCGCCGAAGUCAUGCCCUCACAACCGCGCAGAUUGUGUGGCUGUCCUUGCGCUCUUUCCCCAGCGGACAAUAUACAGUUGUGAGUGAAAUCUACCCCAUCUGGACAUAUUCUUAUCUGGCGUUGCUGUUCCCCGUCUUUCUGGCCACCGACUACCUCUGUUAUAAGCCUGUGUUGGUGUUGCAGGCGGCGAGCUUUGUAGUUACUUAUGCGAUGCUGCUAAAAGCACAAGGCCUCCAGGCCAUGCAGUUGCUGGAGUUUUUCUUUGGGCUGGCCACCGCCUCGGAGGUAGCCUACUUCUCAUACAUCUACAGUGUUGUGGAGCCCACGCACUACCGCAGGGUGACCGCUUACUGCCGCAGUGUCACUCUGUUCGGCUCGGGCGCUGGCUCACUGAUCGGCCAGCUCCUUCUCACCGUGGCCCAAGUCCGGCUGGUGCACCUUGUCUGGGCUACGCUUGCGUCAGCUGUCAUAGCGUUUGUUCUCCCGUGGUUUCUGCCCAUGCCCAAGCGGAGCUUGUUUUUCCACAAGAAACCAGAGGGGACGACAGAGAGGCAGUGUGACUACAGCGGUGCCCUAAUUGAGAAAAUUGACCGCAAGGUACCUCUAGGCAAUGAGGAGGUCUCCACUGCAUCCCCAUCAUCAGCUGAGGUGCCAACCAGAAGCUGUGGCCUCUCAGGGGUCUUCAAGAUGCUUCUGGCUGACAUCCUACACUGUUACAGACGAGGUCCCCUGCUCGCAUGGUCACUCUGGUGGGCGCUGGCCACCUGCGGCUACUUUCAGGUGCUCAACUAUGCCCAAGCGUUGUGGGAGAACAUCCGCCCCUCCACUGAAUAUGACAUCUACAACGGCUAUGUGGAGACACUGUCCACACUGCUAGGGGCUGUAGCUGCCCUCCUGGUGGGCCACUUGCCUGUGCGCUGGACAUUGUGGGGAGAACUGGCCUUAUGUGCCCUGUCACUGCUCAUGGCUGCGUGCGUGCUCGUCAUGGUGACCCUUAAAAACAUUUGGCUGUGUUAUGGCACCUACAUCCUAUUCAGAGCCACCUACAUGCUGCUCAUCACUGUUGCCACGUAAGUUGCCAUUUCUUGCGGUUCGUAUAACCAACUCACUUACAGGGAUAUUAUUUGUUAGGUUGACCAUCUUCAUGUUUAUGUGUGCAUUUUAUAAGCUGCAGGUGGCUAAGGCGUGCACGCUAAAACUAGCAGCACAAAAUCCAUUCAAUGAAAGCAAAAAAAUGUCGCAAAAACGUAAUUCUUUAUAUGCUUUUUGUCAUUACUAAAUGUUUUUAAAAAGUUCAAUAUUCUAUAGUGGUACUUUCAUUACUAAAAACCACAUAAUUUUACUAUUAUUGUAAUUUUUUGAGAAUAGGCUGCACCCGCUUAAAACAAACUUUUACAAGAAAACUAUUUAUUUUGUCCUCAAUGUGUGUGGGAACACAAAUUGACAGAUAGCGAACAACUUAGGCUCCAAGGAGAAGUCAGACGCUGGAGCAUGGACUUCACUAUCAGUUGACGGGACACGGGGCAAGUUUUUGCCCGUAAUAGCAACUUAUUUUUUCUUAUUUAGUGCAAUUUUGACAUGAGUUUUCAACAGCUAAUAAAUCACUCAAUUUUCACAUGAGGAAAGCAUGCAGAAUCAUCUUAAUUUUAUUCAACAAAAGUAAAAUUUGCAUUUUUCUAGAUACAGUGACAGCUUAUUGAACUUACUGAAUUCCAUUGUCACAACUAGCUCAGCAUGUUUUGUCAGCUAUCUGGCACUUGUCAUUCAACAAGCUCCACUGCGAUCUCCAUGUUCUCAUGCUGGGCAAGCUCCUGCUUGCAGCACUCAGCCACAGAGGAGUUGGCCUGGACCUUCCUGGCCAGGUAGCUGGCGUUGUUGCCGACUCAGACUGAAACGAAACAAAAAUCAAAUAUAAAAAUUAAACUGUCAGCGAAAAAAUUAUUUUUGGAGCCAAAGUUUCAUCUUAUGCUAGUUGUGGACAAAACUUGCUUGUAGUUUGUAAAAGCAGAAUUUUUAAAAAUAUAGACAAAGAAAUGUCUAAAUUACAAGUUAGAGAUACAAAAUCCAACAUGGCGGCCUUCACAAAACUGAGCUUUUUAAGUUGAAAAUUCUUGUAAAUAGAUGCGUAAAUUACUGAUUUUUUUUUUAACAGAUAUGAACGUAAAACACUCUAGAUCAGGGUUCAUUGAAUCCAGACCUCGGUCAUUAUCAGGCUUCUGAUGACAGGUUGCUGAUGACAUAAUCAUUUGAUUCAGGUGUGUUAGGGGAGAAGGACGUGGAAAACACGACAGGAAAAGUGGCACCGAGGUCCGGAUUUAGUGAACCCUGCUCUAGAUUCUUAGUCGAAAGCAAAAAAAAAAAAAACGAAAAAAAACAAAACGGGCAGUUAUCAUUCAUUUUACGUAAAUAUUUUAGGCUAAUGUUGGGCUAUUGUAUAAUCCAAUGUGGCGGCCGUCACAAAACAGUUUUUUUAGUUGAGAAUUCUUGUAAAUAAAUGCGUAAAUCCCAGAAUUUUUAAAAUAUGUACGUAAAAUACUCUAGAUUCUUGGUUAAAAGCAAAAAAAAAAAAAAAAAAAAACGGUCAGUUAUCAUUCAUCUUAUGUAAAUAUCUUAGGCUAAUUUUUUCCAUUUCAUUUUUUUUUAAUGUUUCCAAGUGUAUGGAUGUUGCUAUUUUAUAUAAUAAUUACCUUGAAUCCUUAACCAAAUUACUCUUCAGACAAUACUGCCUGCUUGUAUGCAGUACAACUUUCGUCCUGUUUCAACCUAAAUCCGGCGUUGGAACGCAGCGUGUGUUCAAGGUUAUCACAGCUCUGCCUGCAUCUGUUGGCCUCCUUCCGGAAGAAAUGGUGCAAUGUCUGUGGGAGGUGUCCCGUCAACUGAUAGUGAAGUCUAUGGCUGGAGUAAAGUUUUUUUACGGAAGACGUAAAUUUACCUUGAUAAGAGCACUUUUUCAAGUGCAUUAUUUUAAGUACCUCGGGGUCUUGUUCACGAGUGACGGAAAAAUGGGACGGUAGAUCGACAGGCAGAUUGGUGCGGCGUCUACAGUGAUACGGACUCCGCAUUGGUCCGUCGUGGUGAAGAUGGAGCAGAGCCAAAAGGCGAAGCUAUUUACCGGUUGAUCUACGUUCGUUCCCUCACCUGUGGUCACGAGCUGUGGGUUCAGACCGAAAAAACAUCCCAGAUACAGUAUGAGUGUCUGAAAUGAGUUUCCUCUAUAUGGUGUCUGCCUUAAUAAGGUGAGAAGCCCGGUCAUCGGGAAGGGGCUCGGGGUAGAGCUGCUGCUCCGCCGCAUCGAGAGGAGCCAGAUGAGGUGGCUCGGGCAUUUGAUUAAGAUGCCUCCGAGGCACCUCCGUGGUGAGGUGUUCCAGGCACGUCCCAGUGGGAGGAGGCCACGGGGUCGACCCUGGACAAGCUAGGGAGACUAUGUCUCCCGGCUGGCCUGUGAAUGCCUUGGGAUCCCCCAAGAAGAGCUGGAUGAAGUGGCUGGGGAGAGGGAGGUCUGGGCUUCCCUGCUGAAGCUGCUGCCCCUGUAGCCCGAUCUCGGGUAAGCGGGAGAAAAUGAAUGGAUGGAGAGCACUUUUUUUGUAAGACUGAAAACAACAAAGAUUGUGUCAAUAAUAUGCAAAAGUCACAAAAUAACGUAUACAUUAGUGUUGUAUCGGUCGCGAACGAUUCGUUCUUUUUGAACGAAUUGUUUGGGUGACCGAGACCGAACUAAUCACCAUCUGCACUGAUUCGUUCUAUGAAGUUGGUGCUUGUUCACUGCGUGGGAGCGCGUUGAGCAAGCGGCAGCGUCUUCUGACAUCGCACACGACCAAUCAGACGCCAGCCUCAUCGCGGGCAGGGUAGGGACCGGAAACAGAAUCAGGGCGUAUGUCACUCACUUCCACGUGUGGCCAAUGAGCAGCCAGCGUGCAGGCAGGGGGGCAAGACUGAGUUUUGUCACUUCCCGUUCAGUGACUCGGUCCUCCGGUUCCUGACCUAGCUUGCUGCUAACUUGACUUUCCAGUAAUGACUAUGCGGUGAACGAAUCAAAAAAUGAAAGGACAGGACUUUGUCACAUAUUUGUUAACGUGGAGCCUAUCAAAUGCAGCUCAAAAAGACAAAAACACCACACAAAUCUAGCGAGCAUGGUUUAGUGUACUACUUUUCUCAACAGACUCGCGACUACCUAUUACGACAUACUAUCAAAUUUACAGUAAUUUAAAACACGGGUAGCUACGAGGCAAGUAAAAGCUGAGCUGCGGUCGCGUGACGGCAAUGAAGGGGCCAAAGAACUGUCACUGUAAGGAGGCUUCGUGGCAGCGAUAUUUACCUCAUAUGUGCACAGAAAAAAAGAAUAUUUAGUAUGAUCACCAUAAUACUGAUUUGCAGUGAAACGGUAUAUACUUGUCCAUUUUUUCCAAGUGUUUUAUUUAUUUAUUUUUUCGUGUCAGGUGUUGGUUGGUUUGACAAAUUAUGUCAAUCCGUCCAUCAUGUGCUACUCAAGCGCCCCAAAACAACGCACAUGGACACGGGAAAUGUCGCAAUAUGUCUACAUUUUUCUUAACAGACUAAUGAGAGUAGAAAGGCGAUAUCGUAAAGAGCAAACAAUUAUUUCUCGUCAGCAUUUGACGAUCUGAGAUGCGGGGACGACAGGGGAGCUGACCGUUUUAUUUUAUUUAUUAAUACCAGUGCAAAAAUUCAAUACGAUCACCAUAAUACUGAUUUGCAAUGAAACUGUAUAUACAUGUCAAUUUUUUCCGAGUGUUUUAUUUUUUUUUUCGUGUCAGAGCGUGUCGGUUGGUUUGACAAAUUAUGUCAAUCCGUCCAUCAUGCGCUACUCAAGCGCCCCAAAACAACGCACGCGGACACGGGAGAUGUCGCAAUAUGUCUACAUUUUUCUUAACAGACUAAUGAGGGUAGAAAGGCGACAUCGUAAAGAGCAAACAAUCAUUUCUCGUCAGCAUUUGACGAUCUGAGAUGCGGGGACGACAGGGGAGCUGACCGGAUUAUUUUAUUUAUUAAUACCAGUGCAAAAAUUCAAUACGAUCAUCUUAAUAUGGAUUUGCAAUUAAACUGUCAAAUAUCAAAAUGUAGUAUUGUCUUUAUUUCAGAGCAGCACAUUCAACAACUAGCUAUUUACACUUAUAGUUUUAACAGUAGUAACUAAAAAUAAUAGUGAUGAGCAGAAAAACAAAAAUACAACAGAGCGAGAGGUAAAUAUGAUGUGUUGGUCGUUCCAUAUUUAGAAAUUAAACUUUCGAUUUAUUUUUAUUUUCGUGACCAGCAAGCAUGCUGCGUUGGUUGGUAGCAGGCUAGCAGCAGCAUUGUAUAUGUGAUCAAGAACAUGCUAAAGAAAGUCCGUGCACCCCCGACCCCAAACCCCCGCCAAAAGGAAAAUGUUUAACCGUGUCCUAAAUCGAAAUGCAAGCACGAGCCAUGACUUUGAGCCCAUAGAACUAGGACAGACGACGCGGAAGUUCUCCCUCGCUUUUGCAGCAGCGGGAGGGAGACGAGGCUGUCUGUGAAAGCAGAAUGAUAUUGCCUGUCACUCAUUACUGAAACUACGACAAGUGGUCAAUGAGGAGCCUGUGUGCAAGAGAGAGGGAGGGACCAAGAAUGUCACUUCCCGUUCAGUUAUACUGCGAAGCGGUCUUUGGUGAUUCGUUCGGCAACGUCACUUCCCGUUCACUAACCGAACGAUUCAUUUGGGCGGGAAGGGAGAUGAGGGGCGCGAACGAUUCGUUGAACGAUUCGUUUGAACGAAUCUUUUUACUGAACGAUCCGGAAUGGAUUCGUUUACUCAAGUGAACGACAGAUCCCGUCACUAGUAUACAUAUUACGUGUCCAUUUGUAUAGCUGUACUAGUAUUUCAGCUUGCAAGCAAUGAAAUAAUGUAACUACAAUUUACCACAAAUGCAAACAAACGAAAUAUACACAUCUCCAGUAUACCACAUAACGGUAAUGAACAUAAAAUAAAGAAAGAAUACAACUUACAAGCGAUGCUUGUAUAAGGCACAAACCAUGUGGUCAGAUGGCGAGAACUGCUGUUGUAAACUGGCUGCAGACGUUAGCUUGUCCAACUAGCGUCGAUAUAUGAUUAUGUCAGCAAAAAGUGCUGGAACCUUUCAAAACUAAUCACACAUAAGCGCCAGCAGGGGGCAACAAUACAGCAUAAACAUAUGGAGUCCAUAAGAGGACUUAACACUAUUUGUUGAUUUAUUGUCGGCAUUGGGCUAUAAGGGGCAGGCGUCUACAUUGUAUAAUGGGAUAUUUACACUCAGUUACCGAUUAGUAUGUAAAAUCCAUGAAUAAACCACAUUGCAGUUGUGCACAUUCAAUUCAUUGUGUUGAUGCCCAUUUGUUUUUUGACAUUGAUGACCCAGUUUUAGUGCUCACACUUCACCAUUAAAGAUAGUAUAAUAAAACUUAUGAGCGUGAGACCAGGUUUAAACAGGGUUCAA